AUGGAGACUUCUUUCCUGGAAGAUGAUGAGGGCAAAUUACGCCUCGCCACUGCUAAAGGUUUCCUCGCUAAUGGAAAUCACAUAAAGGCCUUGGAGAUAUUUGAAGAUAUGAUUUUGGAUCAUAGUGAAGACACGAACGCAUGGUAUCUUCGUCUCCAACAAGGUAAAGUUUUCGAGGAACUAGCGGAUAAUGCAGAGAAUCCUGACGUGAAAUUUGCAUACUUGUUGGGUUCUGUAGAAUGCUUCUCGGAAGAUCAUGGCUCAUCACCAAGUUGUGCACAUUCACUCUAUAGAUUAGCAGGACAGAUUGGGUCAAGGUUUUAUUACAAGAAAUCCGAAGAGAAAGCUAAACAAGGUUUAUCUGUUACUCACCCAGACGGCUCGGCUUCUGUUUCUGAAUUGAGUUUGGAAGAGCAAAUCCUAAUGAACGAGAAAAAUAGUGGACUGAAUGAUUUAAUCGAAGUUGCAGAGUCCAUGAUCGCUCUUGGUUGUCCUAUUCAAAAUGGUGAAACGAAAGUUUGGGAGUCAAAGAAGAGUACAGACCCGUUGAAGAAUGAGAAGAAAGAAUUGAGGAGCUUUUGGUUGGGAUUGGAUAUUAAGAUCAAAAGGGACCUUUUGAAAGUAAGCAUUGAAGAGCUUUUAAGUUUUACCGAGGGAGUACAUAACAGAAAGGGACUAGAGGCUUUGGAAGAAAUUCUCACUUCUGCCAGGGAAGACAGAAAAUGGACAUUCUGGAUGUGUCGAACUUUAUGUUCAAAGAAGUUUUCUAGUGCUGAAGAAUGUAGGAAUCAUCUUGAGCAAGAACAUGAUGCAGAUUUUAAGCCUUCUUCAGAAAAGGAUAUGGUCAAGAGGAUAGGGAAAAACUGGGCUCGUAAGAUAUCGGCUGGAGCUUGGGAACCAGUGGAUGUAGUAGCAGCCGUUGAAAUGAUCAAGAACCCGCUUGCAGAUGUGAAAACGUUUAAAUCUAAUAGUGGAUGGUCCAAACAAUGGCCUUUAGCUGUAGACGAAGAGCGCAGAAAGUUACUCAAGGAAAUCAAAUCGUUUCUUAUGUUGAUUCGUGACCAUAAAAUUCUCUCCUCUAGCAUUCGAAACUGGCUGAUAAGUUUUCCGGUUAGACAUCUUGGAAAACUUGAAGUUUCCGAACAGACUCUUGAUGAUUUUCACCUAGUGGAAACACCUCAGAGUAUCUGUUUUUUGGAAUGUCAUGACCUCAUUCACAUCCGAGACAUUCUAGAAAAUAUCAAGUGUGAAAGGGAUGAUGGCACAGAUCUGGUUUGCAGAGCAGUGGACAGUUUCUUGGAUCGUACUCGAGUUAAUGAAAAGAUGGACUUUGACCCUGAGUUUUCAAUUCUGCUUCUGGAUAAAAGACUGUUGAAAAGCAAGUGUGCUCCAUUGGAUGAUGAAGGGACAGUCAAUGUUUUUGAUCCCGAUAAUCACUACGCCGAGGCACAUGCUAAGGGAGAUGAUUUUAUAUCCUGGUUAGUUGACUACUCUUCAGUAGAUAAGUUCUUUCCCAGACCUAUCAGGGAACACAAUCUUGAUAUCUGGGUGGCUGUUCUGAGAGCUGUUCAGUUCACAUGUAGAACUUUGGGAACAAAAUAUGCAAAGAAAGUGCAGGUCUUAGACUAUGAUGCAGCUCUUACUGUCAUUGAGAACUUGUGUAAGAGCGAAGAUGAAAGAAGAAGGAAUCUUCAGGAAGAGCAAUGGAACAGAUAUGCAUCUCUUCUAUGCGAUAGAUGUAAACAGAGUGUCACCGGAUAUUCCCUCGGCACAGAGUCACUCUUGUGUGCAGUACGAGAUGUUCUUGAAAGAGCAUCGUAUCCGACAUAUGAUUUCACUGAUUUAAAAGAUUGCCUGGAUCUUAGACAUGAGCGUAAAAGUCUCAGUGAUGAUCUAGUCUUGGAGUCCAUAAUGCUUCUCAAAUUAAUGGUCACUUACAAGGUUCAUUAA
Messenger RNA from Arabis nemorensis, 1950 nucleotides. Lineage: Eukaryota; Viridiplantae; Streptophyta; Magnoliopsida; Brassicales; Brassicaceae. The record is from the annotation of a GenBank genome assembly.